GCGUGUGUGUGUCUGUGAAAGCCCGGGUCGUCGGGACGGCGGGACCCACGAUUUGGGGCGUGCGAGCUUGCCUUGGAGGUCCGCAGAGUCAUUCAUCUGGGGGCUCAGGAUGGAGGGCGUCGUUGAGCGCAAGCUCAAGCAGCUGCGCGAAAAGCUGAAUGAGUUUGGCUAUACGCAGCCGCUGGGCGUGGAGAGCCUGCCUUUGGCUGAGCGUCUUUUUGCAGACCUGCUCCAUACCACAGCCAGCCUCAAGCGCAUCAAGGAGCAAGCCCCAGACCGAACCGCAGGCUCGUCUGAAACACAAGCGCAGACAACGCGGAGCCACGAUCCUCUUGCGAUCGAGGCAUAUCAGGCCGACAAUGCCCGCCUUGUCAAAGAAGUCAAUCAUUUGCACGGCGAAGUGAUCCGGCGCAAGGAUGCGGCCGAUGCACAAAUCAAAAAGCUAAAACACCAUGCAACACAGCUCGGGAACGAGAAUCAGGAUCUGCGCUUCCUCAACACGCAAUAUGCCCACCGCAUUCGCGUUCUGGAACGUGAAACUGAUGCUCAAAAGGCUCGGUUGGACGAGUUAUUGGCCAAGAACAUGGAGGCUGCCGUUACGUUGCAGGAUGAAGAGCAACGUCGGAUUCCUACGAGGCGCCAACGGAUGGAUAUGAGUCACCUACUGCCAGAGGUUACCAUGAGCGCUGAAAAUGAGCAUCCCUCCAGGCCUGCUGUUCCUCAAACCCGGCUUGAUCUGGACGAUGCCACCGCUCGCGAAAUUGAACGAUUGGAGGAUGUGAUCCGCCAACUCAAGCGAGAUAGUCAAGCCGGAGAGACCCGCAUUGAAGCCAUGCAAGGCCAAAUCGACCGCCGCGAUGCUGAGAUUCAACGUCUCAAUGGGCUUUUGGAGGGGGGGCGGCCGUUACCGGCGCUGCGCGCUGAGACGGCCCUCAAGCGAGAGGCCCGACAACAAGCGCACUUGGAAACACAGGUCGAGUUUCUGCAAACAAGCAACAAGGCCCUGCAGGAUGAGUUGGUAACUAUGGUCUCCACCAACGAUGAUAACGCUGCGCGUAUUGCAGAGUUGGAGGCAGAUAACGCCAAGCUGGCACAAGAGCUUGCACACAUCCAACAGUUGGCCAAACAAGUCGAGACAGAGCGGGUGGCCUCCAGCGCGGCAGUCAAUCGCCAGUUGACUCGGGAGCGCGAUCGCUUGCACCGACAGCACGAAACCCUCAAAGAAAAGCUGCGGCAUGCCAGCGAGCUUCAAUCUGAUGUCAAGCGGGUGCAUGCAGAAAAUCAGCAUCUUCUGCGCGCUCUGCAAGAUGCGGAAACGGAGAUGGGUCGCCUGCAGGAGGACGUAGAAAAGCUCUUGGAUGAUAACGACUAUUUAGACACGCGCGUGCGUCAGCUAGCUCAGUUUAAUUGGAGCCUACAGAAAGAGCUUCGGCAGCAUGGUGCAUCCGACACCACGUUCCGGGAUUUGGCUCGCGCCGCAGAGGAAGCGCAUCCUCAACCACGAAGCCGUCAGCCACGCGUCCGAUUUGCGGAAGGGAGUCGCUCGCCUCAUCCGGCUGGCACCAGCCCUGAUCGCGCUCAAACCACGGAAUCUGCAGCGGCCUCAACCCAUCCAUCUACUCCAUCUAAACAAGCCAUUGAGGAGCAGCAAGCGUUACAAGCAAAAAUUGCCGAUCUAAAUGAAGCAUUAGAGCGGCUUGAGGCGCAAGCCGCUGCUGGCGAUUCAGCUAAAGUGACGCGUCUUAAGGAGCGAGUGGCAGAGUUGGAGCGUCAAAGCGAAGAGAGCAGGCAGGCACAAGAGGCAGCACAGCUGCAACUUGAUGCCGCACGGGAGGAACACCACCAAUCCGUGGCUCAACUGCGCGAAGAGCACGCCGCGGUCCUCUCUGCAAAACAACAGCAACUUGAGACACAGAGCAAGGCCGCCGAGGAGGCACGGCAGCGCGUAGUGUCGCUUGAGGCCUUGGCAGCCAUGUUUCAGCAGGAAAAGCAGGCAUUGAUUGCCGAAGUGGAGACCCACAUGCAACAGAGCACGCAAGCUCGAAAUCGGCUGGCCGAAAUGGAUGAGCGAGUGCGCCGCGUUGACACCAACGCCGAAGAGCGUCUUCGUCACGCCGAGGAGCAAACGUCCACACUUCGAUUGCAACUUCAAGAGGAGCAGACACGGCGAGAGGAGCUGAGCGUCAAGGUGCAGCGCCUGCAGGAUGCCGUUUUUGAGGCCGACCGAGAGCGUGACCGCCUGCAGCUGCGACUUGCUGAUCAGAGUGCUGAGAGCGGUCGCUCGGGUGAGCGCGAGACGGCACAAUUGGCCGAGGCCGAGGCGCGACACGCCACUGACCAGCAACGUCUGCAGGAAAUGAUCGUCCUACAACGCAACGAACUUGCCGAUAGGGAUCAAGAGCUGGCUCGGCUACGUGAGCAACUGCGUGCCCAGGAAUUGACGUCCAACGAGGCUGCCGACGCCAUCACGGCGGCGGCAUCGCAGCGCCAGCUCCUGGACCGCGACCUGAACAACAUGGCUGCCGAGUGUCAGCGCCUCAGCAGCGAGCUUGAAGCCGCUCACCAUGAACUCACGGAAGAGCGAGCCCGAACCGACUACUACAUGGCACAAUUUGAAGCCAUUUUGCGCAAUCUCAAGGAUCGUACUCCGCCACCGUUCACAAUGGAUGUUGAAGCCGACGGGGGCAAGAACGUGACGAGCGUUCAUCACAGUUCCGUGGACCCCACUCAGUUCCCACUUCUUCUGCAACAGUAUUACCUGCGACUUUUCCCAUACGGCAAAUACUUCAAAUGGCUUUCGUAUGGCGGCGUGGACAAGAAGGAGUUUGAAAAUCGCGAGUUCUCCUUCACCCUCAAGGAUGAUGUCUACGUGCGCUACCAGAGUUUUGCCGACAUGUCCGAACUCAAAGAAGGUCGGGUCGUGCUGAUUUCCACCCUUGCGGGCAUUGUGCCUGAACAAGAAAAGCCCAAAGACCACAAAAAGAUCAAGAGCAGUGAAUUUUACCCCGUGGCCAAAGAACUGGUUUUCGAUAUCGAUAUGACCGAUUACGACGAAAUUCGCACCUGCUGCAGUGGCGCGGCCAUCUGCCACAAAUGUUGGGGCUUCAUGACUGCAGCCGUCAAAGUGCUGGAUGCGGCGCUGCGCGAGGACUUUGGCUUUCAGCAUCUGCUUUGGGUGUACUCCGGUCGCCGUGGUAUCCAUUGCUGGGUUUGUGAUAAGAGGGCACGACUUCUUUCGCAAGAGGCUCGCGGAGCCGUUGCUGAGUAUCUGCAGCUUGUUCGCGGUGGCGAUCAAACGGCCAAAAAGGUGUCCCUGACGAGUCCUUUGCACCCGUGUGCAGAACGGGCGUGCAGAAUUCUCGAGCCUUACUUCCGUGAGGUUGUGCUCUCCUCCGACUCGCAGGUCCGGCAAGCUGUUUCCUUGCACCCCAUUCCCCGGCAACUGCAUCUGUUUGUUGAUGCUCGUAUGAGCGUCAAGCUCACGUGCCUUGGUUCGGCAUCAUCUGCUCAGGCGUUGCUGGCCCACAGCGAGCAUUGCAACACCAUGCUUAGUAUACUCGGCAUGGACGCGAUCGAAGCCGACAUCAAAGUAAAUCGCAGCGUCACCAUGUCUUUUGAGCCAAGUUCGUUGCAGCUCAUCGUCCGGUGCCGCUGCACUACAGGCUGCCUGGGCUCAGAAUGGGCGCAGCGAAGACAAGGCCAAAAGUCCAAGAAGGUGUCACGAACGCAAGAACUCAUGCUGCAGUACAUCUACCCACGGCUGGACAUCAAUGUAUCCAAGGGUACGGGACGUGUGUGCGUGCCCAUUGACCCCAGCAAGGCCGAUGAGUUUGAUCCUUUCGCGGUCCCCACCAUUGAUCGUCUGUGUCGCGAACUGGACGAGUUUGAAGAAGAGCAACAGCUCAAUGCAUACACAGAAGCGGGCGAGCCCUCGCCAAAGCGCAAGAUUCAAAACUUUAACAAAACAUCGUUGUCCGGUGCCAUGAAGAUUUUUACCGACUUUCUGCAAGGUCUUGAUGAGGAAAACGCUGAGCUUGCCGAAGAUGCUGGUGUCAAAUCCGAGGCCAUGGAGUGGUAG
Molecule: messenger RNA, 4078 nt
Organism: Monosiga brevicollis MX1
Lineage: Eukaryota; Choanoflagellata; Craspedida; Salpingoecidae
Exons: 25
Coding region: 110-4078 (1322 amino acids)
Biological process (GO): DNA replication, synthesis of primer
Cellular component (GO): alpha DNA polymerase:primase complex
Source: RefSeq, a predicted model, not a curated record